This is a messenger RNA of Manis javanica (Malayan pangolin), 1124 nucleotides long. Lineage: Eukaryota; Metazoa; Chordata; Mammalia; Pholidota; Manidae. The record is from RefSeq and is a predicted model, not a curated record.
CGAGCUGCGGGAUUGGGGAGCGACGCGCCGGGCCGGGCCCUAGGGCCUUCGGCGGCGGCGGCGGCGGCGGCGGCGGCGGCGGCGGCGGCGGUAUAAAGCCGGCGACUGGGAGCAUGUAAUGUCGGAAUGCGGAGGCCGCGGCGGCGGCGGCGGCAGCAGCAGCAGCGACGACGCCGAGGACGAGGGUGGCGGCGGCGGCGGCCCCGCUGGCUCCCACAGCCCGGCCCCGGCCGGAGCGUCCCCGGCGGGCCGGCUCCGCCGCGGACUGCGCGGCGCCUCCCUCAUGGCGCGCCGGCGGCCCGAGCUUCUCUGCGGGGCUGUGGCGCUCGGCUGCGCGCUGCUCCUCGCCCUCAAGUUUACGUGCAGUCGAGCAAAAGAUGUGAUAAUACCAGCAAAGCCACCUGUCAGCUUUUUCUCCUCGAGGUCUCCAGUUCUUGACCUCUUUCAGGGGCAGCUGGACUAUGCUGAGCAUGUUCGACGGGAUUCGGAGGUGGUGCUGCUGUUCUUCUAUGCUCCGUGGUGUGGACAGUCCAUCGCUGCCAGGGCAGAAAUUGAGCAGGCGGCAGGUCAGCUUUCAGACCAGGUGUUGUUUGUGGCAAUUAACUGUUGGUGGAACCAGGGGAAAUGCAGAAAACAGAAGCACUUCUUUUAUUUUCCUGUAAUUUAUCUAUAUCAUCGGAGUUUUGGACCAAUCGAAUACAAAGGCCCCAUGAGUGCUGUUUACAUUGAGAAGUUUGUCCGCCGGGUGAUGAAACCACUUCUCUACAUCCCAUCUCAAUCAGAAUUAUUAGAUUUCCUCUCAAACUACGAGCCUGGAGUCCUCGGGUACUUUGAGUUCAGCGGCUCACCCCAGCCUCCUGGUUAUUUGACCUUCUUCACUUCAGCGUUACAUUCAUUAAAGAAAGGUAAAAAUGAUUCGUAUUAAAGACAUUGAUACACAUGCAGUGCAUGUGUACUGUUACCUUUUGCAUGUUAUCUCUAUGAUUAUAUUGAUUCUUUUUCCUCUAUUUCUAUAAGUAAUUCCAUUGUUUUGUGUUCCAUUGGCAAACAGUGAAUACUCUAUUGUUUCAAAUCUGGUCUCUUAAAUGUUUAGCUUUUUAAAAAUGUAGCUUGCCCAUAUGGUG